Messenger RNA from Mizuhopecten yessoensis (Yesso scallop), 948 nucleotides. Its product is annotated as protein lin-37 homolog. Lineage: Eukaryota; Metazoa; Mollusca; Bivalvia; Pectinida; Pectinidae. The record is from RefSeq and is a predicted model, not a curated record. Gene Ontology annotation, biological process: negative regulation of transcription by RNA polymerase II. Gene Ontology annotation, cellular component: transcription repressor complex; Myb complex. The transcript is spliced from 8 exons. The coding region runs from base 97 to 828 and encodes 243 amino acids.
AGCGCUUUGGGUCUGACCAACAAUGGCGGAAAAUCUGAAAUAGAGUCUGUGUACCACCUUAACCUUUUACUAGCACAUACCCCGACUCCAUUCACCAUGUCAGGAAAAUCAUCUAAACUUGCUGAAGUCACAUCUGCCAGGAUCCGGUUUGGUGUUACACUUCAAAGUUUAGUCGACAAGAAAGGUGAAGGAAAUCUGUCGAGUGAUGAAGAGGAUGGGAGUACACCAGCAGAAAUGUUGCAGAGUGAACCUGCCAUCAUUCUGUCACCAACUAAACGUAGCACUGUCAGAAUCAGCCGGAAAAGAAAGAGGAAAGACGAUGAAGCAAUGGACGGUAGCCAGUAUCAUCAUACAUAUGUGAUGAAGCUGUUUGACCGCAGUGUAGACCUGGCUCAGUUUGAUGAGGAAGCUGCACUUUACCCUGUAUGUAGGGCCUGGCUCAAAAACCAGCCUCAUAACAGAUCUUUGGGGACAAGGGAUAGAACUCCAACCCCUGAGCCAGAACCACCGACCAACAGUGAGGAGGAGGAGGAGGAGGAUAUAUUUCCCGAUGUGUACAAACUACCAGACCCUAUCAAAGCCGACCCUGAUGUCAUACAGGAUUACCGUAUUCCCAUGCCUGUCCCCCAGCCGGACGAGGAACUCGACAUUGAUGCUGACCAAGACACGGCCCCACCACCUGAACACCUGUUACUGAGCCACAUGGAGCGAUGGAAAAUGGUGCGACAGUCAUGGCGCGAUGCUGGAUUUAUGAAUGAGCUGAGAUUCUCCGACAGUAUGAAUGUUCUGCGUGAAAUGUUUGAGCAGCAAAUGAAGGAAUCUCCCUGACAACUGGAAUAGACUCUUUGUUUUAAUGAAUAUUGUAUGCUAGGAUUCAAAAUGAAAGAAGGACAUUUCUGUUAUAAAGAUGUCUUUGCCCCAAUGUUACUGAACUUUGACCCCCCCCCC